Messenger RNA from Schizosaccharomyces octosporus yFS286, 3231 nucleotides. RefSeq names its product zf-CCCH type zinc finger protein. Gene Ontology annotation, molecular function: metal ion binding; ubiquitin protein ligase activity. The record is from RefSeq and is a predicted model, not a curated record. NCBI's taxonomy places the organism in Eukaryota, Fungi, Ascomycota, Schizosaccharomycetes, Schizosaccharomycetales, Schizosaccharomycetaceae. Bases 958 to 2631 code for a protein of 557 amino acids. Gene Ontology annotation, biological process: protein polyubiquitination. The transcript is spliced from 2 exons.
UCAGUUCUUUGUCCUGUACUUGAUCAAUUUAUCAACUUGCCGUAAACCAACUACCAAAAGUUAUUACUCUGUGAGAAUAGAACUAUUGAGACAAUUGAAGAGAGCUGAAUACACCAGCAGCUUCUCCAUCCAAGCUAAGCUCUCUUGACGAGUAUCCUGUUUUCCUCCAUUUUCAAAAACGUUGCCAAUCCUUCUUUGUACAAGGGUUCACGUUUCAGGACUCUUCUUUUUUGUUUUUGCUGAUUGCAAUUGAUUUUUCUGUUCGAUUCUUCCUUCCUUUUGCCAGUUUGCUUUUCCUCCCCCUCCCCCAAAAAGAAGUCUUGUAUAUCAUAUCUAUCGAUUCUUGUCUUUGAAUCCAAUCCACGCCUUGCUUUCGAAUUGGUCGCUCUACUUUGGUCCAAUUCCUUUUCUUUACAUAGUUCCUUUCUUUUUUUUUCGGUCCCUUUUUGGUGGCUUCUCGCCCGGCCAUUGCUUGUCAAAAGUAUUUUAGUCUGACUGUUUUGGUUCCCGCGCGUUUUUCGUUUUUGUAAUUAUCAAUCCGACUUUUCUUCCCUAUAAAAAUAAAAGGGUUUGAUUCUUGAUUUCGUUUGGCUUUCCUUUUUCUCCCCCUUCACGACAAAUCCCUUCACAUAUCUUCUGUUCUGUAUUCUUGGAUCUCUUUUGUCCUUCGUCCCUAUAUUUUGACCUUUUCCUUUUUUUUUUCUUGAAUGCUAAGGCGUUUCUGUUCCUUUUGCGUUCACAAUUGUAAUCUCUAAUUCGUUCCUGCACAGAUUCCUCAUUGUAUCAUCGUUAUCCCAAGCAGAGCAUACAAUUAUUCUCUGUUUGUCUUGAAAAUUCUUUUUUUUUAUUUUUUUCCCUUUUGAAUACACAUAUUUAUCUUUUCCCCCUUUCCUUUAACAUUAUUACUCUUUGAUUUUUUCCCGUUCUUGGUGAGUUUGUUCUGUUCUUCUUUUUGGAAUGAUCACAAUGUCUAUUGCUCCUUCCGCUACUGCAAAACGUAUGGAGCGUCCUCUUGAUAACCGUAAAACGGUCAAAUCGCCUUUGCCCAAGCUAGCGCAAGAUCAUGUUGCUCCUGUAAAAAAUUUACAACAUGUUCCCUGUAAGUUCUUUCGCCAUGGUUCGUGUACUGCAGGUGAGAAUUGUCCUUUUAGCCAUUCUCUUGAAACAGAGCGUCCUGUUUGUAAAUACCAUUUAAAAGGAAAUUGCAAAUUCGGCACUAAAUGUGCUCUUUCCCAUUCACUCCCAGUCAAUGACUCUACAAUCUCCUCUGGUCUCCCUUCGGAAACCACACCCCUUCCAAAUCAUCUUCCAUUUGGUAAUUCUUUGAAACAUAUGCAAAACUCUUCCAUUUCCUCUUCGUUUCCCCAGAAAAUCCAAAGAACCGCCUUUGAUCAAAUGGAUAUGAAGGGCUCUAUCAACAUGAAAGGUAAUCUUCUCAAUCCUGGUUUUUCGGCGUCACCUCCGUCUUUUUCUUCCUUCAGUCAUUCUCCAGGACACUCAUCUGCGUCUUCUUAUCUAAAUAAUUUUACAUCUACUCAGUCACUAUUAGGGACCGCAAAUCAUGGUAAACAACUCGAUGAUUAUUCUGCCGACAUUAAUUUAGGAUUGGCUUCCUCUAUGAAUGGUGUUUCUAUUGCAUCCUCCUUGGCUACCUCGCCUUCUUCGUUUGGCGCUGCAUCAAGUGCGUCCUCAAACAAUUUUAAUGGUUCCAAAGGGCUUCUACAUCAACAAAUGAGUAAUGAAAACAGUCGAGAUUAUUUUUUCCGUCAACCAUCUCUGUUAGCCGCCUAUGCAAAUCGGACUAACGAAAAAGCUACGUCUUUUCCAAAGUUGCCUGCAGAAAUGAUGAAGGCUAACGUACCCUUACAAAGUCCUCAACCAAAUGGCAAGGUUAAUAGCAAUCUCCCUAAACGUCGCCCUUCCAUUAACCAUUCUCUUACAGGGAUUCAACUUUCGUCAGGUGCUACACGUCGAUAUGCAGUUCGCAGUAAUUCGUAUGCUGACGCCUUUCCCUCGGUGGUCUCUACGAGUUUGCCAAACCGUGUGGAUUUAAAUCACCAAAUGGACAUGAGUGAUGAUGAACAAAAGUACUUGAGUACUCCAAUGAGUAGCUUUGACGAGUCAUUUUUGGGUUCGUCUCCCAUUGGUAAAACGAAUUCAAGUAUGAAACAGCUAUCUACUCCUUUGUCUAUGACAAGUCCUACUUUUACGUCUCGUCUCCCCACAAACACGUUGCAGAACAGUAGAUUUGGUGCUUAUUUUUCAAAACAUAAGUACGUUGACACGAAUACCGGUUCUAGUAGUUCUAGUAGAACCACGACUCCCCAGCAACCGGGCGUUGCUGGUACCCCGAUGAAAAUGCCUUCUUCAUUUGGUGUCCGUGAAGAAUCCGUGUUCAGCUCUCCAAUAAAUGAAUUAACCAGACCGCAGCAUGUUGCAAGGCUUAAGAGUGAACCAAUUUUUAGAGCCGAUUCUAUGUCACCUGUAACUACUGGAGGAGCUAAUGAAACCAAGAAUGAUUAUACAUUGAGUCCAGGAAGCAAUGGAUUUUCACGAGUAUCUGUUGCAAACAACUCACCUGCUUGGAGCUCAACACUAGAAGAAGAAACAACCUUCCAGAUGGAUGACUGACUAUCUCAACCUGCCCUUUAACAAACGUAGAGAGCUUUAAAAUCAUAAAAUAGUUGUUUGAUGAUUAUAAACAACACGUUAUUUGCAACUGAUUUGUCCAUGAUUUCCCAAAAAAUAUUCCUUAUUAUGUAUGUCAAGGGUAAAUCCAGCCGUCGAUCUUGAAAUAUAUAUUGGACGUUUGCAUUUUGUUUGUGGAAUGAAUUAUAAGAGAAUGAAACAACAUAAAGGAUGUAUUUGUACGGGAUGCAUUAUAUAUCCAUGAACUUGGUGCUACGAAAAAGAAGGUAAUGCAUCAGAUGUUCUAUAAAAUAAGCCGAAUACCCAUAAAAGGGAUGUCGUUGGGAAACGAACGUUCUUACUUCGGUAAAAAGUGAGAUUUAUUGUUAUGCUUGUUGAAUAUUCCAAAGAAAAGAUUAAAAUUUAUUAAGAUGAUUGAUUUAAGGGCCGUUUUGUCGCUCUUGAUAAAAAAAGGUAAAUAUCUUUGACAAGAACGAUUUUUAUUUUAAAGCGCGUAAAGAUUUAUUGUUCGUGCGGAAACGCUUACUUCGUCUAUAGCUGUAAUUUAAAGAUUUAAUUAAUGUAUUAAUUUAAGAUGGAUAC